Molecule: messenger RNA, 3251 nt
Organism: Loxodonta africana (African savanna elephant)
Lineage: Eukaryota; Metazoa; Chordata; Mammalia; Proboscidea; Elephantidae
Gene: ARMC2
Product: armadillo repeat containing 2
Exons: 17
Coding region: 56-2656 (866 amino acids)
Biological process (GO): cilium organization; sperm axoneme assembly
Molecular function (GO): protein binding
Source: RefSeq, a predicted model, not a curated record
GUAUAUUUGCAGUGUGUGGUGUCUACCUGAAGAACGUUUUACUUUAAAAGGAAAGAUGCUGUCUCCAAGUGAUAAAAAGUUAGAAAAGCUGGAUCCAUUUUAUCGACCUUCAGUGUCCAAGCAGAAGACCAGUGCAGAAAUCAUAAAUGAGGCUCGAAACGCACUGAGAACAGUUAGAACUCAAAGGCCAUUUACGCCACAGGAAGACCAAAGAAAGCUAUUUGGACCUAAAUCUUCAAGAACACCAGAAAAUAGACCUCCUUCUUCCUUCAGCCUCCACGCAUCCAGCUUUGAAUCACCUGAUUCAAGGCCUAUCUCUGGCGCACGUCUCAGUCCACUAGAGCUUAAACCGAAAACUCCAACAUCUCCCACCGCAGAGGAGGAUUCCUUCCUUUCCUUGCCUAAACCCCCAGUGGACCCUGCGAAAAUUCGAAGAAUAAGCAGUGCCCGGGCACGCUUAUUCAGGGCGGCCUCACAGGGGGCGCUGCUGCCGGACCGAACCCUUCCUGCUGCUGAAUCAAAGAAGACAGUGAAAUCCGAAGAAACAGUUACGAUGGGGGACUCUAUGGUGAAAAUAAAUGGGAUUUAUUUAUCAGAAUCAAAUGCCGUUGGCAACUUAAAGAGUCACCCACUCCAGUUAACUUAUGAUGGAGGCUUCAGUGAAAUCAAGGAGCAAGAAAUGUUCAAAGGGACAACAUCCUUACCAUCUCUUCUCAGAAGUGGAGGGGACCAGGAGAGGAGGCGUGCCCGGGCCUCGUCUUGCCCCAGCCACUCGGACCUGAGCCGACUAGAAACCACAGGCUCAAAAGCCGACUUGCAAGAAAAGGACACAGAAAAAGAAGUAGAUGAAGUCUUCUGGAAUACAAGGAUUGUACCGAUUUUGCACGAAUUAGAGAAGGAAGAAAACAUUGAAACUGUUUGUGCUGCUUGCACACGACUUCACCAUGCUUUAGAGGAAGGAAACAUGCUUGGAAAUAAGUUUAAGAGAAGAAGUAUUCUCCUGAAGACCCUAUAUAAACUAGUUGAUGUUGGUUCAGACUUGCUCAGCCUAAAACUUGCAAAAAUUAUUCUAGCACUUAAAGUGAAUAGAAAGAAUCUUCUUAAUGUCUGCAAACUUAUAUUUAAAAUUAGCCGGAGUGAGAAGAAUGAUUCUCUGAUUCAAAACGACAGCAUUCUGGAGUCAUUGUUGGAGGUCCUGAGCAGAGAAGACCUGCAAAUGAACACCGAAGCUUUUUUGUACUGUGUGGGGGCUCUAAAAUUCAUUUCUGGAAACACAGGAUUUCUUAAUGAAAUGAUCAGCAAAGGUGCUGUGGAAAUAUUGAUGAAUUUGAUAAAGCAAAUAAAUGACAAUACCAUGAAGUGUGGGGUGUGUUUGCCUGAUUCAGGCCACUUGUUAGUUCAGGUGACUGCUACAUUGAGAAACUUGGCUGAUUCACCACUAGCAAGAAGGAAGUUUCUGAGCAUUGGUGCCCUUCCUGACCUAUGUACCGUGACAGAGCAGUACUUGGAUGACAAGGAUGUCUGUAACAAUAUUGCCAGAAUAUUCAGCAAACUUACUUCUUACCAUGAUUGCUGUGCAGCCUUGGCCAACUAUUCCAGAUGUUAUGCCUUGUUUCUGAAUCUGAUAAACAAAUACCAGAAGAAGCAGGAUUUAGUCAUUCGUAUUGUCUUCAUUCUUGGCAACCUGACAGCGAAAAAUAACCAAGCUCGCGAACAGUUUUUCAAGGAGAAGGGGUGCAUCCGAACUCUGUUUUCGCUAUUCCAAACAUUCCACAAACUCGAUCUGAAUUCACGGAAGCAGGUGGGUGACGGAGGGGCACAGGCCAAGCCGCAGAGGCAGCCGUCGGGCGUGGAGGACGUGCUCAUCAAGCUGACGCGCGUGCUUGCCAACAUAGCCAUCCACCCGCACAUCGGCCCGGCGCUGGCCGCCAAGCCGCAAGUGGUGGGCCUGCUGCUCACAACCCUGGAAUACAAGUCAAUUGAUGAUUGUGAGGAGUUGGUGAUCAAUGCUACAGCAACAAUCAACAAUUUGUCUUACUACCAAGUGAAAAACUCCAUAAUUCAUGACAAAAAGCUGUAUAUUGCUGAAUUGCUCUUAAAGCUUCUGGUCAGUAACAACAUGGAUGGAAUCCUGGAGGCUGUGCGUGUGUUUGGAAAUCUCUCCCAGUACCGUGAUAUCUGUGAUUUCAUUGUGCAGAAAAAUGUACACAAGUUCAUGAUUGCACUGCUGGAUGCGAAGCACCAGGAUAUUUGCUUUUCUGCCUGUGGUGUUCUCCUAAAUCUCACUGUGGAUAAGGACAAACGGGUCAUUCUAAAAGACGGAGGCGGCAUUAAAAAGUUAGUGGAUUGCUUAAAAGAUUUUGGUCCUUCUGAUUGGCAGCUGGCCUGCUUGGUUUGCAAAACGUUAUGGAACUUCAGUGAAAAUAUCACUAAUGCUUCAUCAUGUUUUGGAGAUGAAGACACCAACACACUCUUAGUCCUAUUGUCAUCAUUUUUAGAUGAAGAACUAGCACUGGAUGGCAGUUUUGACCAAGACCUAAAAAACUAUCACAGAGUCCACUGGGAAACAGAAUUCAAACCUGUGGCACAGCAGCUUCUAAACCGAAUUCAGAGUCAUCACACCUUCCUGGAACCCCUGCCCGUUCCUUCUUUUUAACGUGAGGCAGAUUAACAACAGAAACAGGAAGUCAGGUCUCCGUCAUUCUUAAAAAGCAAUAAUAAAUGUGAACUUUUUUUCCCCCAGUAUUAACCAAUAUUGAAAAGUUUUCCAGGUACUGAUUUUAGUGAGUAGCUAAGAAUUUUAAAAGAAAAAAAGCAUUUCCCCUUGUUAGCUAUUAUGGAAAAAUGAAUAUACAACAUGUUAUUCUUUCUACUGUGAGCAAUGUAAGUUGAAAAUACAUGCAGAGUUUUUCUAAGCAAGAGCCUUUUUUUCCCUAUUCUCUAUUAAAUAAUUUAGUUUCAGUCUUUAAAUCCUGGUUUAACAGUUCUAGAAUUUAAAUGGUGGUCAGUUCAUUAGUUAAGUGAACUGUGCAAUGUAGACCAUUAGACUUUGUGUAUAAAAAGAAUGGUGUUCAGUACAAAUGGAACACAUUACUAUAUAAGCACCUGCACUAAUUCUUAACACAUGUAAAAAUAAACUUUCUGAGUAAGUACUGGUAUUUUUCUGGUUCUCAUAUUAAGAGGAAUAAGCAGAUAUAAGUUAGAGAAGACUGCUUUGGGCCAUCUACUCUAUUAAUAAUAAGUAAUAUAGA